GCUCAGCCUGCGCAGAUGACCCGACCACCGGCCUCCUCGUACCCGUCUCUGCAGCCGGCCUACAGUCCCUCAGCUCCACAGCUCUACACACAGGUCCAGCCGUCGGGCGGCGCAGCUCAGCUCAGUCCGUCUCUGGCAGCGAUGAGUCUGCAGUCCCAGACGCCAGAAGCCCUUCGUGUGGUGAACCUCCUUCAGGAGCGCAACCUCCUUCCCUCCGGAGCCGUGACUCCGCCCACUCCCUGCCUCCCGCGGGACCUGCAGAAGAUCAACUGCUGCCCAGAGGUCUUCCGCUGUACUCUGACCAGCAUCCCUCAGACACAGGCUCUGCUGAACAAAGCCAAGCUUCCCCUCGGCCUCCUGCUGCACCCCUUCAAGGAUCUCUCCCAACUCCCCGUGGUGACCUCCAGUAACAUUGUGCGCUGUCGCUCCUGUCGGACCUACAUCAACCCGUUCGUGACCUUCGUGGACGGCAGAAGAUGGAAGUGUAAUCUGUGUCACCGAGUCAACGAUGUUCCAGAGGAGUUCAUGUAUAAUCCGGUCAGCAGGUCGUAUGGAGCGCCUCACAAGAGACCCGAGGUCCAGAACGCCACCAUCGAGUUCAUCGCCCCGUCAGAAUACAUGCUCAGGCCGCCUCAGCCCGCUGUCUAUCUGUUCGUCCUCGACGUGUCCCACAAUGCCGUGGAGACUGGGUAUCUGGAUGUCGUCUGUCAGUCGCUUCUAGAGAACCUUGACUCGCUCCCCGGAGACUCUCGCACGAAGAUCGGCUUCAUCACGUUUGACAGCACCAUCCACUUCUACAACCUGCAGGAAGGGCUGUCGCAGCCGCAGAUGCUCGUCGUGUCAGACAUCGACGAUGUGUUCCUGCCGACUCCAGACAGCCUGUUAGUGAACCUGAGCGAGUGCAAGGAGCUGGUCCAGGACCUGCUGACGGGUCUGCCGCAGAUGUUCAGCAGGACGAUGGAGACUCAGUCUGGUCUGGGUCCGGCGCUCCAGGCCGGGUUUAAGCUUCUGUCUCCCACCGGCGGGCGCAUCUCAGUCUUCCAGACACAACUGCCCACUGUGGGCAUCGGUGCCCUCAAACCCCGAGAGGAGCCCAGCCAGAAGGCACACGCCAAGGAGGUCCAGCAUCUGAACCCGGCAACGGACUUCUAUAAGAAGCUGGCUCUGGACUGCUCCGGCCAUCAUGUGGCGGUGGACCUGUUCCUGCUCAGCGCGCAGUACUGCGACCUGUCCUCUCUAGGCUGCAUAUCCAGGUACUCUGCAGGAAGUGUGUAUUAUUACCCGUCGUACCACCGUCAGCACAGCCCGGCCCAGACCGAGCGCUUCCAGCGCGACCUGAAGAGGUACCUGACCCGCAAGAUCGGCUUCGAGGCCGUCAUGAGGAUACGCUGCACCAAAGGCCUGUCCAUACACACGUUCCACGGGAACUUCUUUGUGCGCUCCACGGACCUGCUGUCUCUGGCGAACGUAAACCCGGACGCGGGCUUCGCUGUGCAGAUGAGCAUCGAGGAGAAUCUGCUGGACCUGCAGGCCGUGUCCUUCCAGGCCGCGCUGCUCUACACCUCCAGCAAAGGCGAGCGCAGGAUCCGAGUGCACACACUGUGUCUGCCGGUGGUCAACUCUCUGAGCGACAUCUUCGCUGGAGCCGAUGUUCAGGCCAUCACUGCUCUCCUGGCCAGCAUGGCUGUGGACCGCUCCGUGACGGCUAGCCUGGGGGACGCGCGGGACGCCCUGAUCAACGCAGCGAUCGACUCGCUGUCCUCGUUCCGCUCCUCCGUGCUGAGCGUCCAGCAGCCGGGCCUGCUAGCGCCCGCGUGCCUGCGGCUGCUCCCGCUCUACAUCCUGGCCCUGCUCAAGCACAGAGCGUUCCGCACCAGCGCUAGCACGCGGCUGGACGAGCGUGUGUUCUCCAUGUUCCAGCUGAAGAGCCAGCCGCUGCCGUUCCUCAUGCUCACGGUGCACCCGGGCCUGUACCGCGUGGACCAGCUCAGCGAUGAGGGGGCGCUGAACAUCAGCGAGCGCACGAUCCCUCAGCCCAGAGCGCUCCAGCUGUCUGUGGAGAAGCUGAGCAGAGACGCUGCCUUCCUCAUGGACUGUGGCACAGUCCUGUAUCUCUGGAUUGGAAGGAACUGUAACCCAGUUUUCCUCACGCAAGUGCUGGGAGUGGAGAGCUACGCUGCUGUUCCUCUCAACAUGGAUCAGCUGCCAGAGUUGGACACUGCAGAAUCCUCCCGAAUCCGAGCUCUGAUCGACUGGCUGAGAGAACGCCGGCCGUUCCACCCCGUCCUGCACGUCAUCAGAGACGAGAGCCCGCGCAAGGCGGAGUUCCUACAGUACCUGAUUGAAGACCUCAGCGAGUCUGCGCUGUCGUACUACGAGUUCCUCCUGCACCUGCAGCAGCAGAUCUGCAAGUGAC
Molecule: messenger RNA, 2416 nt
Organism: Rhinichthys klamathensis goyatoka
Lineage: Eukaryota; Metazoa; Chordata; Actinopteri; Cypriniformes; Leuciscidae
Gene: sec24a
Product: SEC24 homolog A, COPII coat complex component
Exons: 19
Coding region: 16-2415 (799 amino acids)
Biological process (GO): intracellular protein transport; endoplasmic reticulum to Golgi vesicle-mediated transport; COPII-coated vesicle cargo loading
Cellular component (GO): endoplasmic reticulum exit site; COPII vesicle coat
Molecular function (GO): SNARE binding; zinc ion binding
Source: RefSeq, a predicted model, not a curated record